AAUAAAUAAAUAUUGAGUCCAGCAGAGACCGCGGCUUCCCGUUAUCGCUGCGUUUCAUCUUGCUCGUUCAGCAAUUGUCCGAAACUGGACAUAGCCUGGGGUGAAGGAAAGGAAGGCGAGCGUUUUUUAGAGAUGAGGAGAACAACGCAAGCCGCCUAAAGGUUUGGGUGACUGCACAUCCAGCGGUGUUUUUUCCGGAAGAUUAAUCCUUGAUCUGGAGGAGAGAAGGACGACUGGUCGAGCCGAGCAUCAUCGUAACAUCCUCUUCCAGUACAACGCGCAGAUAACGAGGAAUAUCUUUUAAGACUUUAUAAAAACUGUCUUUUAUAACGUCAAUGCUCAACGUUUACUCUUUAUAAAUUACUAUUCGCGGUUGAAAUACUCGUCACGCAUCUCUCCUGCAUCCCCACGAGGCGAAUACACGGCGCAGGCGUUGACCUGAAAUUUAUAUUGUAGUAAACACAAAGUGUCUCUCCGUAUGUUCUAGUAUUGCCUUAAAUAUGUCCGUUGCUUAUUAUUUAUGAUAAAGACUUCAUCUCAGCUCGGUCUUGAUAAAAGUUGCAUCAUAUUAAUAUCUCAAAUUGCGCUCGAGAAUCCAUUUUAAAGGGCCUCAUCCUUGUGGACGAUUUGGAACGACGCGUCGCGUCUCUUUAUACGGGAAUAAGGGCGUUUGAAUCCGCGAGAGAAGGAAGAUGUCGGGUCAGACUUUGACGGACCGCAUCGCCGCGGCGCAGUACAGCCUCACGGGAUCUGAAGUGGCUCGUGCAGUGUGUAAAGCGACCACACAUGAGGUGAUGGCACCUAAAAAGAAACAUCUCGAAUACUUGAUCCAGGCUACCCAAGAGUCCAAUGUCAAUAUUCCCCAGAUGGCUGAUACCCUGUUUGAAAGAGCAGGAAAUGCCAGCUGGGUUGUGGUCUUCAAGGCUUUGGCCGCCACUCACCAUCUGAUGGUUCAUGGCAAUGAGAGGUUCAUCCAGUACUUGGCCUCCAGGAACACCCUAUUCAAUCUUAGUAAUUUUUUGGACAAAACUGGCUCUCAUGGCUACGAUAUGUCAACGUUUAUCAGACGCUACAGCAGGUAUCUGAACGAGAAGGCGUUUGCCUACAGACAGAUGGCUUUUGACUUUGGCCGAGUGAAGAAAGGUGCCGAUGGUGUGAUGAGAACAAUGUCUACAGACAAGCUCUUGAAAGGCAUGCCCACGCUGCAGAGUCAGAUCGAUGCUCUGCUGGAGUUUGACGUUCAUCCAAAAGAUCUUGUCAAUGGGGUGAUCAACGCUGCCUUCCUGUUACUUUUCAAGGAUCUGAUCAAGUUGUACGCCUGCUACAAUGAUGGCAUCAUUAAUCUCUUAGAGAAAUUUUUCCAGAUGAAGAAAGGACAAUGCAAAGACGCACUGGAAAUCUAUAAAAGAUUCUUGACACGAAUGACCAGAGUCUCAGAGUUCCUCAAAAUUGCUGAGCAAGUGGGAAUUGACAAAAACGAUAUUCCUGAACUCACGCAGGCCCCUGAGAGUCUUCUGGAAUCUCUGGAGACACAUCUCAACACGCUUGAGGGGAAGAAAGUUGAUGAGUCACCGACUAAGAAGGGAUCUCCAACAAAUAAUGGAACACCUGCUGGUACCCCUGCAAAAAGUGCAGAGCCCACCGCUGCAGCAGCUGCAGUUACUGAGACCACCGCAGCAGAGCCUGCAAAAGCAGCACCGGCUACAACCACCAUCAACAGCGGCUUUAAUGAUCUAGUGGAUUUUGAUCUGUUGGCUCCAACUGCAGGGGCUUCAGCGGCUCCCACAGCAUCAUGGGGAGAUCUGCUUGGUGAGGACUCUCUGGCUGCUCCUGCCGCUAGCUCUGAAGCCCCCCUCUCUGAGACUGACUCUGCCGCCGCAGCCUCUGCUACCGAACCCGCAGCUGACACCAUCGCUGCCUCGCUGCCAGUGCCUGCCCCCGCUGCCACCAUCUCAGACAUGGACCUGUUUGGAGACGCGUUUGCGCCAUCCCCAGGUGAUGGUCCGAGCGAGGGUGUGGCCCCUGCAGCUGCUGCUGAUGCAUGUGCCGGAUCUGAUCCCUGGGCUCCUUCCGAGGGUAGUGCAAGCAUUGCCCCAGAGCUGGACCUCUUUGCCAUGAAGCCGGUAGAGAGUGUUGUUACUGCUGCAUCUGCUGCCAGUGCCGAGCCAAACGUUUCGCCAACAGUGUCCCCAGCUACCCCUUCUCCUCCAACUGCUACUGCUCCCACCACUGCCACAACUACCACAACCACAUCCACAUCCGCUACAGCUGAGUCUGUGGCCCCGCCAACACUAGACCUCUUUGGUGAUAUGUUUGAUUCUAUGCCUGAGCAAAGCUCCUCCACAGAGCCCAAAGCAACCACUCCUAGUCUAGACCUUUUUGGUGCAGAUCUUCCUGCUGUCUCACGCGGGCCCUCACCUUUGCCUGAGGCCAGUGUGACUGGUGACCUCUUGUCUGAUUCAUUUGUUGCUCCAGCUAUUGCUCCAGUGGCUCCUAAACGUGGUUCUGCAGCUGCUUCUCUCUCUCCUCCUAAAGCCGAACCUAGACCUGUGCUGGACCUCCUUGACACAUUUGGUGACACUACUGGGGAGACCCAGUCCGCUGCUCCCGGAGCACCAUCAGCUGACCUGCUCGGAGGGUUGAUUUCCCCGGUCACCACCACGGUUACACCAACCCCAGCACCAGUGCCAUCCUCGGCCCCAGCAGACCUGCUGGAGUCAGCUUUUGAUGCCUUUGGCUCUGUGCCAGUAUCCGCCACACCAGCGGCAGCAGACAGCGCCCCUGCCACCGGCGCGCCCUCUGGUGGCUUUGAUGCAUCAGUGUUUGACGUAUUAGGAGACCUUCUGAUGCCAGCCAUAACACCUCAGAGCACAGGCGGGACCCCCAUGGCUGCAGCGAGCACGCCAUUGGCACCUGGAAUUGUGCCCACCGCUGGACCGACAGUGGCUCCGGCCAUGAUACCAGCAAUGGCCCCAACAAUGGCACCCACAGCAGCUGCCCAACCAAUCAAACCUAUUGGAGGAGACUUGGACUCUUCACUCGCCAAUUUAGUCGGAAACUUGGGGAUGGGAAGCCAAAAGAAGGACAACCAGUGGAAUGAGAAGAAGCUGACAGGAGGAGCUAACUGGACCCCUCAGGUCGCCCCUACUAGCUGGGGCACACCUGGCGCUCAGAUGACUGGCUCCGCCCCUGGAGCUGCCGCCCCACCUGGAGCAAUGGCACCACCUUUGGGAGCACAGCCUGGCUUUGGCAUGGCUUCAGCAGCAGGAGCUCCCAUGAUGCCCCAGCCUGUGAUGAUGGGUCAGCCCAUGAUGAGACCACCAUUCACAGGGCCAGCAGCAACAGGAACACCUGGAGCACCAUUGUCUCCAGGGCCAGCUGCUCAGAGCCCCAAAAAACCUCCUACCAAGGACCCCCUUGCAGAUCUGAACAUCAAGGACUUCUUAUAAUUUUCCAGUAUUUGUUUUCUCAAAGAAUGAGCUCCAGUGAGAGAAGUCUGCUGUCUGUUUACACCCCCAGACACCCGAGGAGCCUGCAGCUAAGAUAUCCACUGACCCCGCCCCCAACCCAAACCCCGCCCUGUCUGCCCCGCCCAGCCUUCCUGUGUCAUGUUGUAGCACAAACUGUGAAGUGAAUCAUAGAGAAAACAAGACGAAAAAUUAAGAUGUGCUUAUUUCGAUGUUAUCCUUUGUUUUGAACGAAAAUACAAUUAUUUAAAAAACACAAAAAUGAAAAUGAACGGUUAAAAAAAGAUACGUAUGUAUGUCUUUUCCAGUGUUUAAGUCUGAAAUGAAUGAUGUGUGUGUGUGUGGAUCCCCUAUACUUCUCAUUCCUCUAGGACUUCCCUUUUGGGGUCAGAGUUCCUAAACAGGUUGUUGAAGAGCUUGCUGUUGUAUGUUAGUUUUGGAGCAGUGUGCAAUGUAUCAUGAUUCGCAGACGGUACUCUGUGUAUAUUAUCCUCAUUGACCAAAAAAGGUCUCUCCUCUGCUCCAAUUUUUAUCUGUGUACAACUUAUUGAUGUGAACCUGGUACUCGGAUUAUAAGACAUGCUGUUGUCAUCUCCCAUCAUUGACAUUUGUUUGUUUACAAAUAAUAAAUAUAUGAAUUAUAAAUAUAUAUGAAUUAUGUAUAAAUUAAUAACAUAUCCAGGCUCCUCUAUCAUAGAUAAUUCUCUUGGUGAUUGCAUGUCAUUUUUGUAUUUUAACUGGUAUUUAUUUUUCUGAUAUAUACAUAUAUUUUUUGAUUCUUUAGUUUAAACUUCGUUUUGUUUUUAAACUUUAAUUGUCAGUCAACGGUUUACAUACGUUCCCCAAGAAAAUAACCUUAGCGAAUUUGGACUUUUAAUUCACCAAAUCUAAAGUGCUACAAAUCUCAGAUGACCUCUUAGAAAGGCCUUUUGCAGUAUCCUGACAUAACAAACGUACAGUGACUUGUUAACUGUUUAUAUGUUUCCCAAAAAAUAAUAAUAAUAAUGUUUCACAGUUAUAGUCAGUGGAAUGCUGUGUUUGAGUCUCAUAGUUACUUGUGCUUGUAUGAAAUCCAAAUUUAAGCUGGUACAUGUAGUGUUAUUUUGUAUAAUUGUAGAUGAACUCAUCCACAUGUUUGGUUCUCAGUCCUUUCCGCUCAUACUAUAAUAAACCCUGACCCUCAUUCAUGCUCCCUCUGUUGGUAAGUGAUGGUACUGUAGUUUGUAAAGUAAGAGUGUGGAGGAGAUCUAUCAGAUGAAAAUACCUGAGUUAAUAGAAAACAGCGUAGGUUCUUUAGAUAGACUCUUAGAUCUGUAAAAAAAAAUGUCAGGAGGUCACUGUUAAACAGUGUUACAGAAAGGUCUGGUAUUGCCAACCCUCUGUGACUCACUCUCCCUUUUACAGUAGAAAUUUUAUGGAAAUGACAAAGGCAGAUCUUUGGAUCUCUCUUUUGCAAUUCUCUUGAAAUUUUUUGGUUGUUUGUUUUUAUUUAUUGAUUCAUAUGAUAUUUGACACCCCUACAUAGUGCAUGUAAGCCCUCUGAGAUGCAAUAAAUACUGAUGGGAAGAAUUGCC
This is a messenger RNA of Carassius auratus (goldfish), 5041 nucleotides long. RefSeq names its product synaptosome associated protein 91a (gene snap91a). The coding region runs from base 693 to 3449 and encodes 918 amino acids. NCBI's taxonomy places the organism in Eukaryota, Metazoa, Chordata, Actinopteri, Cypriniformes, Cyprinidae. Gene Ontology annotation, biological process: clathrin-dependent endocytosis; synaptic vesicle budding from presynaptic endocytic zone membrane; clathrin coat assembly. Gene Ontology annotation, cellular component: clathrin-coated pit; extrinsic component of presynaptic endocytic zone membrane; synaptic vesicle. The transcript is spliced from 29 exons. The record is from RefSeq and is a predicted model, not a curated record. Gene Ontology annotation, molecular function: clathrin heavy chain binding; SNARE binding; phosphatidylinositol-4,5-bisphosphate binding.